Salvia miltiorrhiza (redroot sage) is the source of this 684-nucleotide messenger RNA. RefSeq lists its product as uncharacterized. The transcript is spliced from 3 exons. Bases 1 to 684 code for a protein of 227 amino acids. Lineage: Eukaryota; Viridiplantae; Streptophyta; Magnoliopsida; Lamiales; Lamiaceae. The record is from RefSeq and is a predicted model, not a curated record.
AUGUCUUCUCCACAAUCAUCCUCUUCAUCAAGCGAUGGCGACGAGGAACGUGCUAAAAAAUCUCUCAACUCAUGCAACAAUUUUGCCAAAUUGUUGAAGCUAUUGGUGAAUCGAAGUCGGAAACCCCUCUUCCUUGAAAAAGGGUGUCGUAGAAGGCGUACAUUCAUCGGGACCGUGAAGUCGGUCUACACCGACUCCAUUUUCUGGUGUCGAUUUCGUAUGCGGCAUGCAUUGUUUCUGCGCAUCGUCAACGCCGCGCAGUCCGAUCGGUAUCUACGGAUUGCGGAGUCCACCUCAUUGGAAUACCUGCGCAUAUUUUGUCGAAUCAUCAACCAACUCUUCGGCGCGGAAUACUUGAGGAGGUCGACUUCCGCCGACUGCCAAAGGCUUCUAGCAAUGCACGAGGAGAAGCACGGCUUCCCGAGAAUGCUAGGAAGCAUCGAUUACAUGCAUUGGGCAUGGAAGAAUUGUCCAACGGUGACUUCUGGUUCAAACAACGACAUCAACGUGCUCAACUCAUUGACGUUGUUUAACGAUCGACUAGAAGGAAGGGUUCCACUGAUCACAUAUCAAGUCAACAACUCCUACUACAAGAGUAGGUACUACUUGACCGACGAUAUCUACCCUAAUUGGCCUGUUUUGGUGAAGCGUCCUACACAUCCGACAGAUGCAAAGAGUAAGUGA